AGCUGGCGCCAUUGUGGACAUUUGACAAGUCACGUGGCUUGACAGAUACUGAUUCUACAUGCAUAAUAGCAAAGAGUGCAACAAUCAAUGUGCUUGCGGGUUUACUGAGAGCAAACCCAAUCUAUACCUAUAACAUAAGUUUUUGUCCCUCGCUUGUCAAAGGGAAAGCACACUGACCAAUUUAAGGACGUCUAAGUUGAAUAUUUGUAAUAGCGUUAUCUUUUUUUAUAUUUGAAUAUUCAGUUUGCCUUUGGGGAGUAGAGCAUCUGCUCUGCACUUAACUGUUGGAAAAUUGUUUGUCAGAACAGUGGCGGUUUCUAUCCCGCUCGCGGAACCCACAACUUGGAGCCACAUAAAAGGACGCAACGCAAAGCUGCUCCUACCACACAUUCAGCGAGCCAUUGCUCGUCGCAUUUAAUACGCCUACAAUGGAGGCUGUACUUGUGUCGGGCGCACAGGCGAUUCAGAAUGACAACUAUGGACUUGCCGAUGGAUGCUAUGACGGCGCAUGGAAACAGCGAACUUCAUCGGAAAGACGAUUUUCUACUUUCUCGCCAACAAGACUUAAGGAAGAGAACCGCGAGAACCACAGCGUUGAGUUGGGCAUACGAAGCGCUUGCCCGAUCAACAUCUACAAGCCCGAACCAGAAAUCAUAACACUGCCGAAAAAAAAGGAAAAAAGAGUUAAGAUAAAUGUUAGUGGGAUGGUUUAUGAAACACUCGAAAGCACUUUAGAUCGUUUCCCGACAUCUCUGCUAGGAUGCCGGGAGAAACGCAGUGUCUACUUUGAUUCAAUGAAAAAGGAAUAUUUUUUUGAUCGAAAUCGCGUGGCUUUUGAUUCUAUUCUUUAUUUCUAUCAAUCAAAUGGCAAACUCCUAAGACCGGUCGAUCUAGACAUGAAAACAUUCGUGAAUGAGGUCUACUUUUUCGAACUGGAAGAUCUCGUUUCGCAUCAGUUCAUAGAAGCGUACGGAUCGGACACUUCUUUAGUUUCUAAAAUGCCGGAUAAUGCAAUUCAGCGGAAGAUUUGGGAAGUGUUAGAGCUGCCACAUUCGUCAUUUACUGCUCAAGUCGUAGCCGUGUGGUCUGUUGGGGUAAUACUUUUGUCUAUCGUCGUAUUUUGUAUCGAGACGUUACCAGGGCUACGCGAAACACGAACCGAGAAAUCCUCCGCGUUAUACAGCAUCGAGAUCCUUUGCGUGGCAUGGUUCACGUUGGAAUUGCUACUGCGCUUUCUCACGUGUCCAAACAAACCUCACUUCAUCAUCUCCUUUCUAAAUAUCAUCGAUGUCCUCGCUAUUUUGCCUUAUUACAUCAUGUUGGGGUUGGGCGAUACGAAAGACACAAGCACGCUUGCAUUCUUGCGGAUUCUUCGCUUAGUUCGAGUGUUUCGGAUCUUCAAACUUUCCCGCCAUUAUCGCGGGCUGAAAGUCCUUGGGCUCACCCUGAAGGCAAGCUUGCGCGAGUUGCUUCUCCUCACCUUUUUCCUCCUUAUGGGGGUCAUAGUUUUUUCGAGUGGAGUCUAUUACGCCGAAAGCACGCAUUUUUCCAGCAUUCCCGAAGCAUUCUGGUUUUCCGUCGUUACUAUGACAACGGUGGGAUACGGCGACAAGGCACCGCUUUCCACGUGGGGCAAACUUGUGGGCUCCAUGUGUGCUAUUGCUGGUGUCCUAACUCUUGCACUUCCGGUUCCGGUCAUAGUGUCCAACUUCAGCUUUUUCUACAAUCAAGAUCGGGACAGACGCGAGGGUGGAAGAGAGCAGGAGACCACACCGACGGUCACUGUAUUUACCGAGCCCCGAACAUCACUCGAGUGAGUUCCGACGAGCGGACGAUCGGGACAGACUCAAGGGGGAAAAGAGCAGGAGACCACACCGACAGUCAUUGUAUUCACCGAGCCCCGAACAUCACUCAAGUGAGUUUCGACAACCAGACUCGUCAAUCCAGUCAAACCAGUCAGACAGAAAAGGGGAAACCAACAAAGUGAGCUGUAUAAUAAUCUCUGUAACAUGACAUAACUUGAUUAGGUAGUUCACUAGUUAUCCAUCUCUUUUAGACUAUUUUGGAACCACACGUUAACUCGAAUCCUGAAGGAAGACAAAAAAAAACAUUCUUAGUGAGCGUGUAAAAUACAUCCAAGAAAAAAUGACUAAGAAUUAUCCAUCAAGAGAACUUGGAGACAGUUCGAGUUAGGGGAGCGCUCGGUUAUUCAAGUUCGAGUUGGCGCGAAGCUCGAGUUAUUCAAGUUCGAGUUAGCGCGGAGUUCGAGUUAGCGCGGAGUUCGAGUUAGCAAACAUUUAUGCACGAUUAGGUGUUGCCAAAAUAAAAUACAAGGUAAUAAGCCUCAAGGGAAAAAAGCAAAUUUUAUCAGAAAAUGUCCGAAGCGUUGGCAUAUUUUGGGUAUCUUUUUUUGUUUUCAUUCUCCUGAUCUAUACAUAUGCGCAUCCGAGUCACGUAUUAGGAACUACAAGUGUAGCUCCUCGCUGAAAUAUUUCUCUUUCACAAGUUCUUGUAAUGAUGACUAUUACAUCUUUUCUAACACAACAUCAAUGGCAAAAUCUGCCUUUUCCCGGAACACCCCACAGCUAUAAUUAAUGCUGUUUCGUUCCGGAACUUUUAAGUAGACACGAAACUGCCCGUCUUUUAAUGGCACUACAUCUUUUGAAGAGGUAAAAUUGUCAGUCUUAUAAAAAACCUCCUCACCUUUUAAACACAAACAAAAAGUUUAUAAAAAAGUAGUUUUUGAAAGCAAAAACGUUUUUGAGAGAGAUAUGAAUUAACCAAGACCCAAAAACGGAUGGAAAAUGCUACAAUAAGGCAGGCUUCGUUCGUCUUGAGAGGAAGUACUUUAUCGUGAACAUCAUUUGGAAAUUUUAACACCUCUCACUUUUUAACAGAAAUAGAUUACUGAUUUCAUAUUGUUAAUCUAUUUGCGCGCCUUUUUAUAUUACGGGCUCCAUAAGUCCUUUUGAGGAAUAAAAAAUAUACGAUUCCUUGGCGCUCUCGCUUCCGUUUCCUAUUCACGGGAAGACGAAUUUUAAAAUAGUACCAUAUUUUUAAGAGUCAAAUCUGAAAAUGUGAGUCAUUUAGUAUAAUUUCUGCGAAAAUUAUUGCGAGAAAAACAAUAAUCGAUAUGAAACGUAGAUGAAAAGCUUUUUUACCGCGACUUACAAAUGAAUUACUUCCGUGGUAAUUUGAAAUAAAAACAGCCCUAUAAUUGAAACAGCUGAAUAGGAAAAACUAUAUUGUGUAUGCAAACCAAGUCUUAAGCUCUGUGUCAAAUCGUCUGUUUAAGUAAAAAAGGCAGACAUUGUUCAACAAAAAGUAAGCUUCAAGCGAUUAAAAGCGCAGACGGAACCGUUUAAGAAUAGAAUAUGCUAAAACAAUUGAGCCCUGUGGUAAUAUCGAGAUAAAUGGAAAUGGUUUGUUGUAUACAUUUGUAGGCUUCGCCGUAAUUCUGUUUCGUGUAUACGAUGUUUUUAAGAGAAAAAUGUCAUGUACACUAGCGAGACGACAACUAGUAUAGCGACAAUAGCGACAAAAGCAAAAAGUGAAAAUAAAUGUGGUCUUGGUUUGAGCACGUCACUUCUGGGUCCAUGCUAGAUUGCUUCUGCUCACGUUCAAGUUUAAUCGACAGUCACAUUGAUUGACAGUCACGUUGAUUGACAGUCGCGCUGAUUGACAGUCACGUUGGAUGACAGUCGCUUUGAUUGACAGUAGAGUGCGACCACGAGGUUGUUGUGUUUUCAGUAAGGACUUUAAAGCCCUGUGCAAACUGCGCCAGCACCUGCCAGCAUUACUGGCGAAUUCUUGCUCGACUGACCACAAGACAAAGGAAAUGUCAGAAAGUCCAUUUCCCAUUUUGACAUUUCCCUUGUACUAUAGUCAGUCAAGCGAAAAUUCGCCAGCAAUGUUGGCAGGUGCCGGCGCAGUUUGCACGGGGCUAAAGAUGCGAAAACGGCUACAGUGACCGAGAAAACACUUAAACGCUUGGCGACAAAUUCCAGAAUAGUUUCAAGGGAAUAACUUAGACUUUAUAUUCAGUAACAAACAAAAUUAACCGCAAACUUCAUUCCUACAUUAGCAAACGGAGAAAGGCGAACUUAUACUCAAACCGACCACGUACUCGUCAGACCGUAAAACUUGGAAUUUCACGUCGUGUUUCGGCGGAGAACGGUUGGAAAUCCAUCAGACAGAAUGCAUUUUUACGGGUAGCCUUUCAAUUUUCAAAUACAUUCCGUUGUUUUCUAUUGUCGCCGUACUCGUAACCUACUCGUAUCUUAAAGUUCCAGAGAAAGUUCUCUGUAGUUUUCUUUCCUAACCAGUGUAUUGUUGUUUGUGUAAAGUCGUGCCCCGUGGUUCCCCAUUUGCUCCUUCGAGCCGGAAAUUAGAUACGGGGUGUUUUUCCUAUAUUUUUCUCUCCGGGCCAACAUAUUUUUGUGUGCAAAGACCCCCACCCCUGACAUUUGGUCCUGCGAGCCGGAUAUUAGAGGCAGAGUGUUUUUUCUAUAGCUUUCUACCUGAACCAGCGUAUUUUUGUGUGCGUAAAGACGCGCCAUGUGACAGAAAGUCAUUGGUUAUUCUUCUAGAUUUGUUUCUUAUUUUGAUUUUGUCACAAGCUUUGAAACACUUGAAUAAAAAAGGAUUAUAUAAUCAAUGAUAAUUUGAUAUACUCAUUUGUUAAUGUGAUCACGAGAAAAAUGGCGCCACUAAAAGCUAUGUUGAAAAACGAAAAUAUUGUCAAAUUAAAAAUUGUUGAGGUAGAACCGGAGG
Nematostella vectensis (starlet sea anemone) is the source of this 4773-nucleotide messenger RNA. RefSeq names its product shaker-related potassium channel tsha2. Gene Ontology annotation, biological process: potassium ion transmembrane transport; protein homooligomerization. NCBI's taxonomy places the organism in Eukaryota, Metazoa, Cnidaria, Anthozoa, Actiniaria, Edwardsiidae. The record is from RefSeq and is a predicted model, not a curated record. The coding region runs from base 429 to 1817 and encodes 462 amino acids. Gene Ontology annotation, cellular component: voltage-gated potassium channel complex; membrane. Gene Ontology annotation, molecular function: protein binding; delayed rectifier potassium channel activity. The transcript has a single exon.